AUGUCAUCCUCAAACAGCUCCAUCACUCACGUUCUAGUCGUCGGCGCUGGCGGUGUGGGAACUAUGGCAUGCGUGGCUCUCGAAAGAUCGGGACGGGCGAAAGUAACAGCAGUCCUACGGUCCAACUACCGCCAUGUCCUGGAGCAUGGCUUCAAAAUUGAUUCAAUCGACCAUGGGACAUUAACCUCAUAUCGGCCCAGCACAAUUGUAAAUGCGGUACCGAGAGCUAACCCAGCUCAGCCAUUUGACUACGUCGUUGUUACGAUGAAAAACGUCCCUGAAACAUGCAACAUUCCAGAAACAAUCCGGCCAGCGGUGACUCCAGGGCACACUACUAUUGUCCUAAUUCAAAACGGAAUCUACAUCGAGCCGGAGUUUAUCAGGGAGUUCCCCCACUGCGUGCUGCUCUCAGGUGCCAGCUAUAUCGGAGCACAUCAGCGAGAUGGUCAUAUCAUCCACGAUGACCACGAUCGCAUGGAUCUAGGAGCCUUCCGCAAUCCUUCCCUGGAUAUCUCACUUGAGAAGGCCAAGCUCCAGGAGUUCGCCGCUGUUUAUACUGCCAGCAAUGCUGUCGAUAUCAACACAGUUGACGAAAUUGUGUUCUAUCGAUGGCGAAAGCUGUUGUGGAAUGGCUCCUUCAACCCCCUAUGUGCCAUUACCCAACUAGACAGUGCAGCGAUCCGGCAAUUCGGGGGUGAUUACAGCUUGAUCCGGCCUGCCAUGGCGGAAAUAAUAGCAAUCGCUCGUGCCGACGGCUAUGUUUUUAAAGACGACGUUAUUGAUGAGAUAAUGGAAGCAACUCCGAUUCAGCUCUCAUUCCGGCCAAGCAUGCUUGUUGACGUGGAUAAGGGUAACCCGGUUGAGGUGGAAGUAAUAUUGGGCAACGCCUUGCGGAUCGCGAGGGAAAAGCGUCUCCAAACCCCAAUCCUGGAUAAUACCUAUCGCUUUCUAAAGCUGAUACAAGCUCGACUUCUGGCGGCGCGUGGAUAUAUUGCCGCACCGAAAGAACUGCCUACCCAUGAUUUCAUAUGA
This is a messenger RNA of Histoplasma capsulatum G186AR, 1032 nucleotides long. Its product is annotated as 2-dehydropantoate 2-reductase. Gene Ontology annotation, biological process: pantothenate biosynthetic process. Gene Ontology annotation, cellular component: cytoplasm. Gene Ontology annotation, molecular function: 2-dehydropantoate 2-reductase activity. The record is from RefSeq and is a predicted model, not a curated record. Lineage: Eukaryota; Fungi; Ascomycota; Eurotiomycetes; Onygenales; Ajellomycetaceae. Bases 1 to 1032 code for a protein of 343 amino acids. The transcript is spliced from 2 exons.